Molecule: messenger RNA, 9635 nt
Organism: Vollenhovia emeryi
Lineage: Eukaryota; Metazoa; Arthropoda; Insecta; Hymenoptera; Formicidae
Gene: hppy
Product: mitogen-activated protein kinase kinase kinase kinase 5
Exons: 20
Coding region: 378-3137 (919 amino acids)
Biological process (GO): protein phosphorylation
Molecular function (GO): ATP binding; MAP kinase kinase kinase kinase activity
Source: RefSeq, a predicted model, not a curated record
AGGGAAAUGUAUAGCCAAUCAACCUGCAGCUUUAAACACCGGUUGGACCAAUUUGUGCCAUCGUGGACACGGGCCUUGAGGCAGCUUUAUACACUAUGGUUAUAUUAUGGUCGAAGUCGCCCGAGCGUGGGCGAUUGGCCCGCUAGCGCGCAUGCGCCAACGAGCGGUUCAGCUGUUGCGGACAAUGGCGACGUCUCGGCGGACGGUGUGACAUCCCGACAGGCUAGAUGUUCCCGCUACGCUGCCCGGACGCGGCUGCACGUACACGCGCAUCGGUUCGCGGACGUUGAGAGCGAAUCCACGUUACGCGGCCCCGGGUGUCCCGCUCUCCUUUCCCCUCUCUCUUUCUCUCUCGUCACGUUCUAGCCGCUCUCGCGAUGGCUGCGGUGAACGCGAACGCGCUCUCCAGUGACAUAAGCCGUAGGAAUCCCCAGGACGAGUAUGAACUCAUCCAGAGGAUAGGCAGCGGGACCUACGGCGAUGUCUACAAGGCUAAACGGCUGUCCAUGAACGACCUCGCAGCGAUUAAGGUUAUCAAACUGGAGCCAGGUGAUGACUUUGCAAUCAUUCAACAGGAGAUUCUAAUGAUGAAGGACUGCAGGCAUCCAAAUAUCAUUGCAUAUUAUGGCAGUUAUUUGAGGAGAGACAAGUUGUGGAUAUGCAUGGAAUAUUGCGGAGGUGGAUCGUUGCAGGAUAUAUAUCAUAUAACUGGACCAUUAACAGAAAUACAAAUAGCGUAUAUGUGCCGGGAGACCCUUACUGGUUUAGCUUACUUGCACAGCAUGGGCAAGAUGCAUCGUGAUAUUAAGGGUGCCAAUAUAUUGUUGACCGAAGCGGGCGAUGUAAAAUUGGCAGACUUUGGCGUAUCGGCGCAGAUCACUGCGACGAUUAACAAGAGAAAGAGUUUUAUCGGUACACCUUACUGGAUGGCUCCUGAGGUAGCAGCCGUGGAAAGAAAGGGUGGUUACAAUCAAUUAUGUGAUAUCUGGGCAUGUGGAAUAACCGCGAUCGAAUUGGCGGAGUUACAGCCGCCGAUGUUCGACCUCCAUCCAAUGCGCGCUCUGUUUCUCAUGUCCAAGUCUGGCUUCAAGCCGCCGACACUGAAGGAUCGCGACAAAUGGAGUCCGACGUUCCAUAACUUCGUCAAAAUUGCCCUUACAAAGAAUCCGAAGAAAAGGCCGACAGCAGAAAAGUUGCUUCAGCACGCGUUUUUCCAAGGGGAGAUGAGCAAGAGACUGGCUUUAGAAUUAUUGCAAAAAGUUUCGAAUCCCAGCCAUAUGUUUACGGAUUUGGAGGCCGACGAAGACGGAGCAGUGCCCAAUGUUCCGCAGAGAAUAGCCUCACGUCAUACCGCAAGGCCUAGGCCGAAAAGUCCUAUAUCGCAACUGGAUAGUGACGAUCAAAUCAACAUCGAUGGAGGGACAUUACACAGAGACCCUAUGUCACCAUCUGUGGACAGUAAUCCAGCAUGGGACAUUAUGGAUAUCAUGAAUAAUGUCAAGGGCGUGCACAAUUGCGAUGUACAUCCAGACUGUGGGAUUGGAUCUGCGUUUGAAGACGUCCAAGAAAAGAGUCUAUUGCAGUACAUUGAUGAGGAGUUGUUGCUAAGGGGGAAUGCAAUGUCGAUGGUUGGUGGGCAUUGCGACCAGCUAUAUUCCCUGCAAGCUACUCUUCCAUUGGGAGAAUCUUCGAACGAUUGCGAAGUCCACUGUCCAUAUUAUAAUGUGUCCGAUUCAUGUACAGGGUCGCAAGCGAGCCCCAGACGUCACAGCUCCGUGGACGAAUUGUAUGGUCUCGUCAAUAGUUCUCAGUCUUUAACAGCUGUGAAUGGGCAACGCCAACGAUCAUUAUCGGACAGCGGCCCUAGGGACGAGCCCGCACAGUCGAACGGUGACAAUGAGAUAUCGGCCGAUCGAGAUAGGGAAAGUAUGAGCCCUGACUUACUGUCAGACACACCGCCCGUCCCUCCGAGGAGAAGGGAUCGGAAGAGACAUACGCCACCGAGGCCCAUCAGUAAUGGAUUGCCUCCCACACCGAAAGUGCACAUGGGAGCCUGUUUCUCAAAGGUAUUCAACGGCUGUCCACUGAGAAUACACUGUACCGCAAGUUGGAUUCAUCCAGAUACAAGGGAUCAGCAUCUAUUGAUUGCAGCAGAGGAAGGAAUUUAUAAUUUGAACUUGAACGAGCUCCAUGAAACUGCGAUAGACCAACUGUAUCCCAGACGUACUAUCUGGAUGUACGUUAUCAAGGAUGUUCUUAUGUCUCUUUCUGGAAAAACGCCUCAGUUGUAUAGGCAUGACUUGUUAGCGAUACUAAGUAAACAAACCCAUAGAUUUUCGUUGCACAUGAAUAAAAUACCAGAGAGAUUAGUCCCUAGAAAGUUUGCUCUUACUACGAAAGUGCCAGACACGAAGGGAUGCACUAAAUGUUGCGUCGGGAGAAAUCCGUACAAUGGGUAUAAAUAUCUUUGCGGUGCGAUGCCGGCAGGUAUAUUUCUAAUGCAGUGGUAUGAUCCAUUGAACAAAUUUAUGCUUUUAAAACAUUUCGACUGCAUUCUGCCGUCGCCUCUAAAUGUCUUUAAAAUGGUUAUCACACCUGAGAUGGAAUAUCCGAUGGUAUGUGUAUCGGUUAAACAGCCAUAUCAGCAAAACAAAUUAAAACUGGACUUAAUUAAUAUGAAUUCGGGAGCGAGUUGGUUCCACAGUGAUGAAUUGGAAGAUAUGGACGGCUCAGCAACUGUGAUACCAAGACGAGAGAAUUUGAACGUUAUUAACGUUACACAAUUUGAAAAAGAUGCAAUUCUUGUUUGUUAUGAAAAUAUGGUGAAGAUGGUAACUUUACAGGGAAAACCCCGUAUUAGCAAGAAGCAGCUGUCGGAGCUGCAAUUUAAUUUUCAAAUUGAAUCUAUCAUUUGUCUACCUGAUAGUGUACUGGCAUUUCACAAACACGGUAUGCAAGGUAGAAGUUUCAAGAAUGGCGAAGUUACACAAGAGAUUAGCGAUCCGAGUAGGACUUACAGGCUACUUGGUUCAGACAAGGUUGUGAUGUUGGAAAGUCACUUGGUUCACAGUGGUACAUUGACUGAAUCUGAAGGGGCCGAUUUGUACAUUCUCGCUGGACAUGAGGCCAGUUAUUGAGCAUUGAUCCUAAAUAGAGGCGAACACGCGACCACACGCUGCAUGGUCUCGCAUAAUUUGUGAUUGAACUGCAUGUAACGUGAAACGACUACGAGAACGGUGAGAGAUUAAAGUAUGCCGAGGUGAAAACUUUAUAAUUAUUUAUCUUACUGCGAACGUACGUGUGACCGGCACGAUCAGCAUGCAAUUCAAACGUUACGAUAGUCGCUGUCUCUCCAUGUAGUCAAUAUCGCAUAGACUGGUAGUUAUUCGCGAUUAUCUUUAUUUUUAACGAGACUUAGAGCUAGACGGUAUUUUUAGUAGUAAAGCUAUAAUGGGGAGGAAUAGCGACGUUUAACGAGAGGACAGAGUUAAGAGAGCGUAUGUACGCGAAACUAUCUUUAUGCCUGAUCAAAUGAAGCUAACAAUAAGCGCACCAUUUCGAGAGGUAUUGAAUAAAGGCGAUUUACUAGUUUAUUUAGCUAUAUGUGUAUAAAUUACGCUCUUAUAAAUCGUAGAAAUGUGAAAAGAGAGAUCUAAAAUAAUAUCUCGGGAAUAGCCCUGUCUGGGAAGCUACGAUAAUGAUAAAAGCUGCAUCAAGUGGUCCAAAAUAACCAGCCGCGUCGACGUGUUAAAGCUAACAAUAUAACAAUGUGAUAUUUAUCUUCAAAUUCACCUUUCCGUAAUCUCUAAAACGAUGCACAGCAAAGAGAAAUAAACAGAACAAUCUAUCUCCGAGAUUUUUAUUUUACUUUAAAUAUUUUUUGGUAGUAGGUACGUGACUUUACAAGAGCGUAUUUUAUGGAAAAUGUUUUCCAUGCUUUUCUGGCUUUAAUAUAUAGUAAAAUUAGCUAGCAUACCGCCUUAUUGCAUCGUUCUGAACGCGCCAAGGUAACGAAGCUCUUGCGAUGCUGUACAGAUUUACCUUCCUAGAAUUGCAUUAUAUUCAAUAGCUUUUAGCCUUCGAGAACCGUUUAAUCGUAAUAGCGUUUAAUAGAUUAAGAGUUCAACGUGUUUGUAUUUUUAACGGAUUUACUAGACGAGACGAUAUUUAUAUUCUUACACAAGAAAUCGCGUAGUUUUCGAAGGUUAAAAGCGCUGUUGUUGCAUCCGGGACAUUCAAAUACGAUUCAACGGAGUAGAUGUGUCUUCAUUGUACAGUGGAAUUUUCGUGUAAUCGAAUCUUUGCGGAAUCUGUGUAACAUUAAUGACGAUUAUACGUGUAAUUUAAUAUACGGGCUGUCUCACUUUUACCGAAUCAUAUUUUAACCGACUUUGCGACGAAAGAACUUUCUCGGUGAAAAUCUCGUGUUAACACGUUUAACGGUCUCUUUACUCUCUCGACAUUACCUAUCCUACAGUUUGUAUAUAAGAGAUAUAAAAUUGAAGAUUGAAUGAGACAAAUUCUGUUCAGUUGUACUAAUUCUACUUUUGUUUUCCUAAUGACUAGUACUCCGAGAAAAAGGAGACUUUUGUUGGAAAAAGGUCCGAUUAGAUCCGUUAGAAGCGUGACGCCGUAUAUCUUCUUCCAGAAACGGUCAACCAUAGAGAAAACGACAACGAUAUAAAAGGAAAGUAGAUCAUUAAUAUAUUAGUAGCGUAAAAACUUUUGAAGAAUUCCAUAGAGAUGGAUUUCCUAUAGAGAUUGUAUAAUAUCGUGUAUAUAUACGUAUACACAGUACAAAAUUCUCUUGUACCAAUGUCACAUUCUCGAAAACGUGCGUAUUGAACUUAUGUUACACCUGAGCUUCAUUUCAUUGGGCAUGGGGAUCACCUCGGUGUAAUCCUUAAAGACAUUGUGUUCAUCAGUGUCUCUAAUUUUGGGCAAUUGUAAAUAUGAAACAGAUAAUUUGGCGUGACGACGACGAUGAUGACGAAGACGACAAUGAUGACGAUGAUAAUGGUGUUGAGCAGCGUUUACUUUGAGAACAUUCGCCUGCGCGUUUGUUAAAUAUGAGUCGUUUUGCUUGCGACUGCAAUAACGAUGCGUGUCUGCAAUGUCAUUAACAGUUUGAUUUCAACGUAAUGGCGAUCUGUAAUUCAUUUAUGUUAUUUCGUUUUGCGAAGUAAUCCUCGCGGAUCUAUCACCAAGUUAGUGCUUUGAUGAAAAGCGUCCUUGUGAUAUAUGCGACAGGAAAGGGCACUCAAACAAAAUAAAGCAGCGAUAUGGUCAAGUUUCAUCUGUGAUUUGGUAUCAAAGAAUCCGAAUCGCAAUGUUCAUCGUUCAAGCCUUCUUCGUAAAUCAGUCGUAUAUGGUACGUAUAAUUGUGUAUCAGAGAGCACACAAUACGCGAAUCUGUUUGUAGCGCAGCUCUUUCUUUAUAUCCAAUAAUUUUUCGCAUUGGUGACGACGAUACGAUUGUAUAUACAUGUAAAGCGACGGAAUAACUUCCAUGUGAUCGGUCUUAAGACUGGGAGAAAUGCAUUUCUUUGUUUUAACAAAAGAGUUUCUCAACUAUACCCCGAAGAGAAAGGAUACAUAGGACUUCGGCAUGAAAAUGGUUUACGUCCACGUAUUAUAAAGCUUAUAAAGCGUUUAACUUGAUUCCACUGGUCUUUAAUGUCAUUUCAUUUAAUCUAAUAAAAUUUUAUUUAUUCGAUUAAAUUUUAAUAUACUAUUUAAAUAUUUCCGAAUUUGUUGCAAAGGUUUAUAAUCGAUCUACUCAUAAGUCGACAUUUAUAGAUUAACAUUGAGAAAACAUUCCCCUUUUUUAUUUGAAAUAUUCGACCAAUACUGUUGUGAGUCAUAUUCACUAAUCGCACAACUAAUUAUUAAUGAAUAUGUUGAAGGAUAUUAUUUCAUUGUAUUGUAUAACGCUGUAUUCUAUUUGUAUUUUCUUGCAGGGUCGAUGCUCGAAUUUAAUAUUAUUUUUCAAUAUCCACUCGUUUAAAAGAUUUCAUUACGCACAAAAUCAAUUAUUCAAUUAUCCAGUUAUAUUCUGAAUACAAAUAAAUAGUGCGAUUAGUCCAUAAAAUAAUUAAUAUAGAAGUGUUUCGACAAGGUUUAGCGUUAAUUACAUUGGAGUGAAAUAAUUCAUUUAUCCCCAGUUGUUCAAAGAGGAUUUAGAAGUUUUCGGAAAUCUCAGCCUCGUGAGAUACGUAGAACAUACGCAUUUUAUUUGCUUCUUGAGCGUUAUAAUAUUCGGCGUGCCGCCGCAUGUGAGGCACAUUUAUUGUAAAGAUAUAAAUAUAGUAUCCGGCACUUUUUCCCCACAAAUUUCUGUCGUCGAGCUCUUGCAAGUUAAUUUGCGUCCUUAAUUUGCACAUUUUAGACGAGGUGUAAAAUGAAUUGUAAAGAAUCAUCAGAGUAAAAUGUAUAAUUAUCCGCGGAAUGUUAAACUAUUUUGAUAUUUUAUAUGGACAAUUUGCUCUGUAUAUUAGAGAGAGUAGAUUACUGAAGAAAGUAUAGUACUAUACUAUCGAGAAAAAAAAACAAAUUAAAUAUAUAUUAGCGAAAUUGUACGAGUAUCUCAGUGAAUUUGUUGUUUCUGCUAAGUCGCUUUGUGGCGGAAAUUGCGCGUUUAGACUUAUGUCCGGAAAUUCAUUUGUAUAGCAUUUUUCUAGAGAAAUUUAAGGAUUUCUUAGUCAUACUCGGCGGGCAAAACUCCAUUUUGCUGGCAAUUCGUUAGCACUUUAUCGGUAAUUGAUUCCAUUCUAUUAGGUAACAAAGGUGAAUCUAAAGAUAACAAAGGUGAAUACAAUGCAGAUGCGAAGACGCGGAAAUCUACUCGUAAUACGUAAUUAUAAUUGUUGCUCUUAUGCAAUCAAACACCAAGUCGACGUUUAAUCAAAUUCUGCGCUGACUACACAUUAUUCACAUGUACUAAAUAUAAUAGAACGAGCAAUGUGUCUUCCCGUGAUUUGCAAAUAGCACACUGUAUUGCUAGACGUGUUAAAUGUAUUCGCAAUAUAGUAUUUGACAGAAUCCGUCGAUUUAUCUAGGAAUCCAGUUUUGUUGAUACUAAUAGAGUUAUUCGAGAGAAUUAUUGUACGAAACGUAAGUCUUCUUUUUACAGCAAGGCAGUCCCUAAUUUUUCGCGACGUUCUUAUUAUCUAGGAGGAGAAAGAUUGUGAUAUAUGUCAAGUAAAAUGAGAGCUAUCUUUAUUUUAGGCAAGAUAUAAUUAUGUUAUUAGAAAGUUCAGUCAAAUGGAAGGAUAAAAUUAUUUCGUUCUCGUGCGUGAUUAUUUGAGUAAGAGUUCCACUUUUUUCCGAAGACAUGUAUUCACGAGAUAUUUUGAUAAUGACGGUAAAUAGUAACUGCAAUGUUACCUGACGUGACUUUUUGUAUUAUUGUAAAGACAAUAAUUUUAUUCGGAGCGUCGUGCACAAAUCGUGAGAGAAAAAAGAAGGACAGACACAUUGGCAUAAAGGUAUAUAAUAUUAAAUAUUUGAAUCUAUAAAACGGAUAAAGUAGCGAAAAGUGAAAAAAGACAGAUCAGAGUAAUUAGAAAGUUUUAGUCCCCUACCACAGACCAAGUAUUAGAACCGUGAGAAUUAGAGAGACAGACAUACACACGUACGUACACACAGUUUGUGUAGAUUUCACAUAUCUGAAUUUUGCUCGCGACCGUACACACAAAUGAGAAUUUUAUUUUCACGAGAGAAUAGAAAGAUUAGAAGAUACGUGUGUAGGACACAUCGAUGCCCGCUUCCUUCAUUUUAUAUUAUACAUAAAUAAUUUAUAUUUUUAUCAUGUCUCAAACUUAAGUCGAUUGUUUCGAACGUGCAAUACGUAAUAGCGUAAUAACGUAAUAUAUUAAAAUUCAUUUAUUGCCUGAAUGGAAUGAGACAAGUUGAAAAUGUUAAAAAAUAUUUAAAACAUGCUCAAGAAAGAAAAUACGCACAUGUGAUUGAUAUUCUGCCAGCAAGCUGUUGCAUCUUAUCCGCAGUGUCAUAUACCCGUGCUCUUUUUAGCGAUCUUCGAAAAAUUCCUUCUGUGCAGAUAUGUACACGUAUAAGUGCUAGGACAAUUAAUACAGCGAUAAAAUGUACCUGUACACCGACCAUAUUGAUGGUUUGCCUCUACAUAUGGAAGUUUAAGUUUCGAAUUCUCGAUUUUUGUGUGUCUGAAACUUCGAAGUUAACAUAGCGAAUUUGUAGUGAGACAGUAACGACUAUUUAUUCCUUCAGCUGUCCCUCGGAUCUAUUUGAACUUGAUUAAUUGCUCUUUAAAAAGACAUCAUUAUGAUAUAUUUAUAUUAUCUAUAACGUCUUUCAAUUAUUGAAUGCAAAAAAAGAACUUAUGUUAGAAACGUUAGUUACAUCAAUUGGAAAUCUAUUCGAUAAGAUUUUCAAAAUUCCACUAUUUUUCUUAGGAAAUCCUAGCAUAUUCAUGCUGAAUCCUACACUGUAUGAUUAUUAGAUGCGCGUUCUAUUUAAUUACGUUGAAAAGUUAUUGAAAAAAAGCUUGUCUUUAUCAAGCCAAUAUCUAUUUUAGGACACCAGAAUCUCAAAAUUGAAGAUCCAUAUUUCUGGUAGUUUCCAAUGGCUACGUUGGUUUAAAGAAAAACGCCACUCAAAAUUCAAUAAGGAUAAGGAUCCAAGGGAUAGAAAAUCGAGCACAUGUACACACGGCUUAUUAUUUUCGAUCAAGAAGAUGACGAUUGAUAACACGUGCGUUACGUUUCGUAUGCAACAGAUACAAAAUAUUUUAAGAGGCAAAUUCGUGAAUUAUCGUAAGAUGGAUGAAAAAAGAAAUAUAUAUAUAUAUACAUAAACAAAUAUAUUUAAUAAAAUUCCUUGACAUAUAUAUUGUAAAUUCAAAGAGAUAUUCAUUAAUCUAUAAUAGGAUGGAUUCCGAUAAUUUUGUUAAUUAGCCGGUGGUGUUGAAGAUACGAAUUGCCGAUAUAUCAGUAGUUAGUGACCAAAGCCGUAGCGACAAAUAGAUAACGCAAUGAAUGAACAAAACUUAUUCUUACAACUGGAAAUUAGGGGAGCGAGCGAAAAGGAGAUAUACCGUGUUACAACGUACAGAGAAUUUAGGAAUAAGGAGCUUCUGCUAUAUAAAAUUCUCACUAAGUGUUACUCCGUUAUGAUAUUUAAUGCUCACGUAAUUAUUUAUUUAAAGAGUACUGCGUAUGAUGCUUUCCUCCAAAACUUUUCACGGCACAGAUAGCGGAAGUUGAACGACUAAACAAUGACUCUUGUUACAUUGUGCAAGUCCGAGACUCGUUGUGAAAGAGGUGAACGUUAAUUUAUUCUUCAUAGUCGGAAGCUACGUAUUAGCGACAAGUAUUAGCCGCAGAUGAGUAUAAGCGUUUCUUAUAAAUAUUAAUUGGAACUGUAACUAGCAACUAAGUCUUGUAAUUACGAAAGCUGUAUAUAAUGUGUAUAACGUAUUAUAUAUGUUAAUCUUGCGUUCGCCGAACUUUCAUUUCAGUCAUUUUUUUUAUAUGAAUGCAGCAUUGUGAGAAUAAUUUAUAAUUAUAAACGUAUUUAAUUUACUUGUAUCUAUAAAAGCAACUAGCCAAACUUCUGUAAAUAGACUGUCUCGUAAUAAAAUCUGUCUAAGGGAAAAA